AUGUCAGACGAUGUCGGCGCCCCUCCUCACCUUUACGUCACCAUCGCUGGCUGGAUAGCCUUGUUUCCCCUCGACGAUCUCACACCUACGGAGCACACCUUUAUCUCCAACGAACUGGAAGAGAAGGGAAUCAUAGUCAUCUAUGACUCCUCUCUCAACCGCAUGCUCUCGUCUACCCUGCAAAGUUCGCUGUCUCCGAACGCAAAGGUGGUCGCUUUCGAGAUGGAAAUGGACUUGAAGGCAGGGCGGAAUUCGACUACGAGGUCGGCUAUUAACCCCGAGGACAGGUUGUUUACUGUCUUGUCCAUGAAUUUCUUUGAUCGAUGCGCCGAUGCGAUCAACAUCGGGCUCCCCGCACACCUUCACGGGCAGUGCGAGAUGUGCCCAAGGUCGAAGAGCGGGAUCUCGAGUUGGGUCUUCAUGAGCGAAGGUCGCCCCCUCGCUUCCACCAAGGUCAAGCUGCUCAGUGUGCUCACAACGCCCAUUGGAAGCGACAACGUAGGCGGAGAAGAGCCGGGUGAGGUAGAUUCGGUGCAUACGAGGAUGAGACUGGACAAGUUGGUGGCGGCAUGUAAGCAAGAGGAUGGGUUGAAAAUCAUUUUAGCGGAGCGAGAGGGGGAGAAAGGGAAACCUAGAUUGACGUUGCGAGUCGUCAACCAAAACGGGAGCGUCGACCCCGGGAUGACACACUGGGCAGCCAUGAUAUCUCAGCUAUGGGUGCAGCUUCUAUACUAUGAUCGCGGCCUCACCACACUCACCCUCUACAACGUCUGGAUCCCUUUUGAACGAGAUGUCCAUGUCAAGAAUUUGUUCCGCAUGGGAGAACCAAUCUACAGGACAAAGCCAGACGUUCCAACUCCGCCCGAACCCUUGGAUCAUCCUCUCCCGCCUCUGCCUGUUUGGCCCUCAUUCGCUUUGUUGGAGGAGAUUUUGAAGAUGGAGGGGAUGAAGAGCAAGAACAUAUCAUCGGCGCCGGGGGGGCCAGGGUAUGCUAGAGGUCAGACCACGAAGCGUAACCACGACGAAGUUGACGGUGCUGGCGGUGCUUGCGAUGGUACCAUUGAUGCGAGUCUCUUGAUGCCUAAGAAUGCUGUAGCCGUCACUUUGCGAGUCUCCUUUCCAGACCAUCGCUCGCCCAAGGCUCGCCACUUCUUCCUGCAAGGUUCUCUGGACGAUUCCUACAUCACCGGUUGCCUUCUCUCCUGCUUCACCGGCUCCCCUCCCGACAGCGUUCUCCCUGCCUCGAUGUCGCUUCCCGUUCGACCGACGAACGCGGAGCUCUCCCUUGCCAUAUACUUAAGUUCAGGGAGGCUGUGGGAUGUGUACCACUCCGUUCUCACUGGUGAGGGACUAGUCAGGAAGGAUGUCAUUGCCGAGGUGAUGUGUCCGUACACCUACGACGAUGGGGAAGAGAGGUCAAAGGAGCUGUUUGAAAAUUCCGAGGGGGCGAUACGAGCGCAUCGUCGAGAAGCUACGCUAUAUAGCGGUCCGCUCGCAAGCCUUCAAGGAGGAGUUGUCCUGGCGGUUUAUGGCUCGUUCGACGGGCGGAUGUGCCUUGGGCUUGGUGUCCAUGGGUGCAUAUCAGACUGGCAAUCCAAGAUAUCUACCGCCAGCCCCAUGCCGUGCGUGUCCUCCAUCGCGAUGUCGAACCACGACACAUCCGUCCACGCACGGACGGCUGCUGCGCCAUCAUAG
Molecule: messenger RNA, 1695 nt
Organism: Cryptococcus wingfieldii CBS 7118
Lineage: Eukaryota; Fungi; Basidiomycota; Tremellomycetes; Tremellales; Cryptococcaceae
Exons: 6
Coding region: 1-1695 (564 amino acids)
Source: RefSeq, a predicted model, not a curated record